Malaya genurostris is the source of this 2321-nucleotide messenger RNA. Its product is annotated as T-complex protein 11-like protein 1. Gene Ontology annotation, biological process: signal transduction. The record is from RefSeq and is a predicted model, not a curated record. The coding region runs from base 250 to 1752 and encodes 500 amino acids. The transcript has 4 exons. NCBI's taxonomy places the organism in Eukaryota, Metazoa, Arthropoda, Insecta, Diptera, Culicidae.
GUUCAGAGAAGAUAUCACCUUAGCGUAAAUUGUCGUGAUUAAGAAUUUUGCAAACUCCCUGAUCAGUGGUUGGUUACACAACAAAGUAAGUUAGUGAACUCGUUGCGCUGCUACUGAGCUCAAUAUCGAUCGGCUGGGAGUUUUUCCCACCAGUUCGCAUUCAAAUACGCUAGAUAGAGAAAAAUAAGUUUGUCGUAAACUCCUCAGAGCAGUGUCGUUGAAAAGGGAAAGGUAAAAUCAGCGUAAACUAUGCCAGCUGAUGCAUUUUCAAGAAUGGAUUCCUCUGGAUCCGCAGCGGAAUCGACGGAGGCAAAGGACAUUCCUGCCAGCAUCGAAGCUGCCAUCCUAAGGGCAAGAACCGAAAGCGAAGGCUCAGACAAAUCCGGUCCGACGCGCUUCGUACUGCCCGGUACGUCGGGUAGCCCACCGAAGAUCCUAACCCUUGAGGAGGUACAGGAUGCCGUCAAAAACAUCGAAAAUAUGACCCUAGCCCACGAGAUCGCCAUCAACAGUGAGUUCAAGCUGCAACCGUACGAACCUCCGGAAAAUUCACUGGAACGCAUUAUCAAGGAUACAAUGCACAAGGCCUACUGGGAUGUGCUGAAGGAACAGCUGAACCGACAACCUCCGUGCUACGACAUGGCAAUCCAGUUGCUGUCCGAAAUCAAAGACGCCUUUCAGAGUAUUCUGAGCAAAAACAACGAACGUGCCCUAGCCAGGAUCAACGAGAUACUGGACGAAACUGUGAUAAGGCAACAGGCCGAGCAGGGAGUGCUGGACUUCCAAUCCUAUGCCAAAUUUGUCAUUCAUAUUAUGGCUUUGUCGUGUGCUCCGGUUCGGGACGAACAGAUUGCUAAGCUGAGAGAAAUCCAAGAUGUAACGGAAUUAUUCCGCGGAAUCCUGGAAGUUCUAGCUGUUAUGAAAUUGGAUAUGGCUAACUGUUUCCUUGAAGCUGCUCGGAACGAAGUUAUUGCUAAUUCAGUCGAGUAUGAAAAACAGAAGUUUAAACAAUUUCUGGAACUGUACAAGGAUGGUUUCCCGGAAACCGAGAAGUGGCUCAAACGAAACAAAGUUCCAGAAAGCACUGCCGAAGGAACAGCGGCGUCGACCGCUGCUCCGAACACUACCUCGACCGAGUCCCAGCAGCGCAGUUCGAAAGACACCAUUUUCAAUGCGUACUUGGAAUUGAUCGAUUGGAACACAGAGAACGAAUUUCCCGAGAUGCUGGAAAUGGAUCGGGAUCGCGUUAUCGGAUUGCAAGGCCGUGCUUCUCGCUUGUGCACCUGUGCUUCAACGCUUGCCAUCACCUGUGCUGCCAUAGCAUCGAUUGCGCAAUCGUCCGACUUACGUAAGAGCCUCGCCAAGGAACUGGUGAUUCUCGUGCAAAACUGUAACAACACCAAGGACUUAGAUGAUGCGAUUGAGAGUAUCUGGCUUCAUGUUCGAUCUGUGAUUGCUGGUCGAUUGCAAGAGCUCAAUCAGCCGAUGCUGGAUGAAAUUUCGGAAAAUUCUCUUAAAACGCAAAUUCUUCAGAUUGCCAAAAGAGAAUCACCAGUGCGAAACCUUCUAUGGAAACGGCUAUUGACUUUCAUCCUGCUAGUACUUAGGACUAACAACCCAGUCCCGGUGCCACCCGGUUUCCAGGAGUUUGCCGAUGACGUAGAAGGUUUAGCUAAGGCAUUCAAGCGCAUUUCGUAUUACAACUACGCUGUUUAUGGAGAGUAUUAUCAUGAAAUCUUGAACAAAGCUUAGACAUGGUAACCGAAACCCUAGAUUUCGGUGAAGUUCUUCCAACGGAACAUUUAUAUCAACGGGCGUAGUGAUUCCUUUGUAGCAGAAUAUUUUCAUACAAAUAAAAAGUAUACAGAGCCUAGUAUUAGUAUCAUGAACCAAACGGCAGCAAUAGCGAGUUGAAUUGUGAUAGCAAACAGUUUACUGAUCGUAAAGAAAAUUCUAGUGGAUAAUAAAAUUUGAUUGUUGGUCGUACAGUAGAAGGAACUAGUCAGCAGUUCAUUGAUUGUGGUUCUUUAGUAUUUUCGUCUACAUAUAUACAAAUAGAGUUUGCGUUUAGUCCACGAAACAUACAACUUACGUAUAGGGCCUUGCGUAUCUCUUUUUAACUUUACAAAUCGUACGUUCACCCAGUAUAUUGCGGUAUAUUCAAAUGUAACUCAUUUAUUGAUAGUAAUCCGUAAAAAAAUGCCGCCUUUUAUUCACAAUAUACUUACCAUUUCAAACCGUGCUGUUGAUGAAGACUUUCUCUCAUAAUUUGUACAUAAAAUAUAUACAUAUGUAUGAAUAAACUUCAACAUCAAACCUAA